UUAUUGACCCGAGGGUCGAGACUCGAGACGUUGCGUCAAGUGGGCGGUUUACAGAUUGAGUCUUUGAGAUUUGUUCGUGAAAAUCAAAUUUUUAGAUUUUCGAGUUCUAAAUAAUCAAGUACUAACCUCUUAGCAGUAAUUAUUAAUUAAAUAUUAAUACCUUAAAAUGAAAAUGAGGUUUUGCAACUACUGCUAAGUCAAUUAUUACCCAAUCAAAAUGGAUUCAAAUAUCUCACCACCUGUAAAACCUCCCAGAGGUAUAAAACCCUCUUCAAAAGAAACGAGUGGUUUAUUAAUAAGUGUUAUUCGAGCAUUAUCAGCAAGUGAAACUAAUGAGCAGAGGGAAGUUGAAAAAGCUAAACUUGAAAAAGAUUUUAAGCGAUGUGAUCAAAAGCUUGAUAAACUUGUUUCUGAUCACGAGGGUGAUCUCACAGAAGUCAUGAAGAUAUUUGGGGCACUAUCAGAAAGAGUUACAUCUGCACGAGAAAAAAUUCAUUGUGUCAAAGAAAAUUUGAAUGCUUGCAAACAACUGCUCAAUUGUAGGAGAGAGGAAUUGAUGAAACUAUGGCUUGAAGGUGUGGAACACAAACAUACUCUGCAGCUUUUGAAUGAUAUUGACCAACUUAAAGAAAUGCCUGCUAAACUCAGUAGCUACUUGUCAAAAAAACAUUAUCUUCAUGCAACACAAUUAUUAGUUUCUGCCCGUACCAUGGGAGAUGGAGUUUUAGAAGAAGUUGAAGCUCUUAGAGAAGUGAGAACAGAAUUAGAAUCUAAAAAGCAAAAACUUAGCAGUAGAUUAUUGGAUGAACUAAAUAAGCACUUAUAUAAAGAACAUCCAUUAGAAGAAGGUUUGAAAAGGACAGGUUCUUCCAGAGAUUUUCAAAGAGGAAUUGACUUACGCAAUUCUAAAGGUAAUAAAGUCAAAAGAAAUUUAUUAGAUGUAAGUGUACCUGGAUAUUUUUCUGGACAAGCUUCAAGGAAAAACAGUUGUGUUGGAUUAGAGGAUAUAAACAAUGUCACUGAAGAUGUAACAAACCUUAAUCCUGAAGAAAAUUCAGAACAUUUUUUGGCUAUCAUUAUCGAAUGCAUAGCUUUAUUAAAACAAAUUCCAGAAGCUAUUGAGGUUGUAAAAUCUCAAAUGCAAAAUGAGUUAUUGAAAAUCAUUGAUGAUUCAUCUGAGAAAAUAAGAAAAUUAAUGUUCAAAGACAAUAAUUCAAAUAUUAAAAACAAUACUAUUUCAAUAGUGAAUGAAGAGCCAGUUGAAAAAUCACCUUUAUUAGAAUUGUUAAAUGUUAUAUUUUCACGCUUUCAGCAAGUCAUUGCCUCACACUCGGUAGCUCUUUGCGGAUUUUCAAAUGUAAUAAAAAAAUAUAAUUUAGAUGUGCCUGUUUAUGGCAUCACUGAUGUAUGGAACAAUAUUCAAGCUGUUCUUCAAAUACUGUUAGCAGAGUACCUUGACAUACAAAACGUAGUUGACGGACCCUAUCAAAGUUCAGUGACUUUAAAUGAACAAGCAAACGACGUGAAUGCUUACUUUGCUAGAAGAAAACCACAACGCCAAAAGAAUGGUUUACUUUUCAAAUUUGACUCAUCUACCCAUUCUAUGUCUUUGAAUAAUUAUCUAAAAGAUCAUAGGUAUAGCAGUCUCAGUUUGAUGGAUAAAAGAGAAUCGAGACCUAUUAAUAGGCUAGUCUGCAAAUCAGAUCCAAAAAAUAUUACUCUCAUAUUUAGGCCUAUAUCGCAGUUUAUUGAUGAAGUGGAACGAGUUUUAGGCUUUAACGCCACUGGAGUGCCGUGUACAUUGCGAAGCUACUUGGCGGAUUAUGUGAAAGAAGUUUAUUUGGGUAGGCAUCACGUGUUGGUGGCGACGACGAUCGAUACAGCGACUAAAAGCCCGGAUGCUUGGCGUGCUGUAACUUCUCCCGAAGUCACUAAGGAACUUGGACUUGCUAGGCCACUUUUGCAGAAUAUGGUAAAAGUUCAACAGUGUGUAUUGGAGAUUCGAUCUUUGAUGAUUUCGCUUCCGUUCCAAGGGGAGCACUUUUGCACAUUGGCACUGAAUAUUUUGCACAACUAUCGAGAGACUUGCCAAAACACAUAUCGUGGAAUCGUUCAACCAGAUAGACACGACCGCUCGAUUUGCUCGGCCACUUGGUUAAAGGAUGAUGACAUUAGUCGCUUUAUCAAAUCACUGCCUAAUUGGGAGAGUUUGAAAACGGAAGUUCAAUACUACCGAAAGGGCCCAUCGGGUCGGAGAAUACCCCGCAGGCAAGAAACAACAGACGAGGAGAGUCCAGAAGACAUUAGACAGAGAAAUAUGCGUGAAGCCGAAAUGUUGGCGAGUAAUUUGGGCGAGGGAGGCAUCGCUGCUAACGAGAUACUGGCCGACGUUGAGCAGUUGCGCAGUUUAGCUCUACUUCAAGAAAGCAUCGAGUGGUUUUCAUUGUCCAUCAGAAUAUUUGUCAAGGAAUUGCAUAAAUCAAAUCACGAGAGGAACGAGUCAUCAAAUCUGCCUGCUGUUUCGCAAAGUCUCAUACAGUCACUCGAACAAGUGGCUAAUGAAUUUGACGAGCUGGCAAAUACGUGUAUUUUAACUUUACAUUUGGAAGUCAGAGUGCAGUGUUUUUAUUAUUUGCAAUCGAGUCCCGAAACGACAACUCUAUUGCGCUCUGGUGCUAAAGAUCCUGACGAGGCCGAUCCCAGAGUAGAGGAGUUCAGUCGAGUAUUGCAACAUAUUGAUGAAGCUCUGCAGUCUACGCUUCAUCCAAAAAAGACUAAGUACAUUUUUGAAGGAUUGGGACAUUUGAUCGCGAAAAUUCUCAUAACUUCUGCGCAGUUCAUCGACAAAAUUGACGAAAAUGGAAUCCAACGAAUGUGCCGAAAUGUGUUCACGCUGCAACAGACGCUUACCAAUAUUACUAUGACUCGCGAGCUCGCUCUCGAUUACGCACGCCAAUAUUUCGAGUUGUUUUACGAGACGCCUGAAGACAUUCUCAAUGGGGUUCUUCAGAAUGGGCCUCAAUUUUCCGAGCUCGAGUACAUGAACGCCUUGCAUCUGAUUUCGCGAAGCAAACAGGAGUAUGCUAUGGUGAAUAAGCACGUGGAGAAGCUAUCAGAAAUUCUUGGAGAUCUUGGUAUCACUGUAUGACCUUAUCGGCAAGUCGUGACUCUCGUUGGCUUGGAAUGAGAGAAAGAAUAAGCUCACGAUUUUUUUCCACCGUACUUUCUUGAAUGUCAAUUAACUAUUAUAAACUUUAACUUUCAUGAAAUUAUUAUGUAAAGUUAUGGGUAAAAAAAAUUUGUGAACAAAAUUGUCGAACGCUGUAUAUUAAAUAAACCCGUCUUUAUUCGAAACA
Molecule: messenger RNA, 3356 nt
Organism: Trichogramma pretiosum
Lineage: Eukaryota; Metazoa; Arthropoda; Insecta; Hymenoptera; Trichogrammatidae
Gene: Sec8
Product: exocyst complex component 4
Exons: 11
Coding region: 218-3148 (976 amino acids)
Biological process (GO): chemical synaptic transmission; Golgi to plasma membrane transport; exocytosis
Cellular component (GO): exocyst; growth cone membrane; synapse
Source: RefSeq, a predicted model, not a curated record